AUGGUGAUAAUAAUACAAAGAGAAACGUUGAGGGAUUUCGGACUGUCGAGUAACCGGAUUCUGCACAUAAGCGCUUGUCCUCUACAUCUUGCAAUGUGGCAUUUUAGAACAUUUGGGUUCAGAUUUCUCACAGCAGCAUCCGUAUACUGUAGUGUACAUUCUCUUGGAUCUGAUUUGAAAAUUCAACACUGGAACUACAACUGGGAUAAGUCACAUGGUAUACACGAUGAUUCAAAGUUCGGAUUAAAACCAGAUACACUUAACGUAGUAAAACAUCAGCGAUCUUAUCAUAAAUUAAUUAUUUUUAUACGUCAUGGACAGUAUCAUUUGAAUAGAAAGAAAUCGGAGGAAAAGGUCCUCACCGAUAUUGGUUGGCGACAAGCUUAUGCUGCAGGUUGUCGACUUAGGGAAAUGGGAAUUAAAAUUGAUCGCAUUAUACACUCAGAUUUAAUCCGUGCUCGACAAACUACAGCUGCUGUUCUAAUUGGCUUACAAAAUAAUGUUGACGAUCUGUUUGAUUCACAAGAAAUUGUUCAACUUGUUAUACCGUAUUCAUCCGAGUCAGAUGAUCCUAAAUCAUACCCUGUUACACAAAAAUCUAACCAAAAAAAUACAAUUUCAAAGUCUAAAUCAAAUUCUCCAGUGAAAAUACCAAUGACUGACAAUCCAUAUAUACCUUAUGCGGGUGCCAUGUUCGAUUGUCAACUAUCACGUUAUCUUACUGAGGGUCCACCUCCUGUUGCUCCUGUUCCACCAACAUCGUCUACAAAAAAAUCUGAUAAUAUUCGUUCAACAGAAGGUAUACGUAUCGAUAAAGGAUUUCAAAUACAUUUACAUUGUAAACCAAUUACAAAACAAGGUCUUAUUGCAUAUAAUGGUCCAUUCUAUUGUCCUAAUCAUUGUUGUUCUAUUUUAAACAAUAAUUCUAUUAUAAAUAUAAUUCAAUGUGAUUGUCCAUGUCAUCGUAUGAUAGAAUAUAAACCAAUUGAAACAAUUGUAUUUAUUGGUCAUGCUAAUGUAUUUCGUUAUUGGAUUUGUAAAUUAUUACAAUUACCAAUUGAAGGAUGGUUACGUUUAAGUUUAGGACAUGGAAGUAUUAGUACAUUCAUAAUUACAAAUGAUGAAUUCAUAAUUCAUUCUAAAGAAGAUAAUCAUAAUCAUAAUAGUGAUGAUAAUAAUGAUCAGGAAGUGAAACAUACAAAACAAUUAAGAUAUGGUUCAAUAGUAACACUUAAUCGCCUUGGAGAUGUUGGUCAUUUACCACCGGAAUUAUUAACACAAUAAUAGUAUCUCUCUUUUAAUGAUAAAUACUUUCUUACUUACUUACUUACUUACGCCUGUUACUCCUUGUGAAAGAGCAUAGGCCGCUCACCACCAGCAUUCUCCAUCUAACCCUGUCCUGGACAAUUCUUUCCA
Messenger RNA from Schistosoma intercalatum, 1416 nucleotides. The record is from the annotation of a GenBank genome assembly. Lineage: Eukaryota; Metazoa; Platyhelminthes; Trematoda; Strigeidida; Schistosomatidae.